AUGUUAGUACCUCAGAAUUCCAUACUGUUAUGGAAGGAUCCUGUUGAUCCGCGCACUAAUGAAAGAUCGAACUUCCUAUCUUUAUUGUUCGAUUAUCACUACAAUGAGAAUUCAUUAUUAGUUGCGUUGAGGCGACCGCUUUCAGAACCGUUUUGCGAAACUGCCAAGAAGAUCGAAUUCAAAAUCCAAAAGAUGACAUCACCUCCGAAGAGCAAGAAGGCACUCGAAAAUGUUCUAGAAUCGAAGUCUUCUACAGAAACAUCUGGAGCUGCGAUUUCAGUAGAAGCUCCAAAUUCCGCAAGUGGAAUUGAGUCAAUGACUCUCGAAGAAGUCAUGGAUACGGAACAACAACUAAUCGUUGGUGGUAUUCCGUACACUGUUAUUCGUGAGCCAAUUGAUAUAGCGUCGCUGUCAUGUGCAAUAAAACCGCUGGCAGGGUGCCCCAUUUAUCCAGCUGUUGACUUCAGACAAGGAUCUCCUGCGGUGAAGCCGACUAUGCAUUGGUAUGUCUACACACCUCAGCCUAGCGGUGACAGCAAACCUACGGAAGUUGCUAAUCGCGAAACAAUAUCAUUGAUCGAAGGAUCGUCGCGCAGAUUCUCCGUAACAAACUGUGAAUAUCGGUGGACGGGUGAGUGCUAUGUGCCAUCGGCUGUCGAUUCGGGAAAGCUGUUACUUCUGGUUGCUGAUCUGGGUCCGGAAGCCAUUGUCAAGUUAAUUCGCGUGGGGGUGUCUAACAUUCUAGCUGAUCUAUAUUUGGAUUUGUCUGGACCGGAGGAGUCACUGUUUUUCCCCUAUUGUCCGAAAACCUAUCAGAUGUACGAGUACAGAUAUCCACUGCUACUCAAGGAGUUGUCAAAAAGUGGCCAUGCAACGAAAAUUGGGCAAAUGCGUUAUCUCAGCGCCCUUUUCGAAUCGAUGGAUUUGGAGAUGUGCUUUGUCAAAAAGCAAAAAGAAGUGAAUGAAGGCUCGGUAAUAGCUUUCCGUCGUGAAAGAUUCGAGUUAUUAUCCUCUGAAUGCUACUGGUUGGCCUCUCUUUUACAAAAUGAUUACUGUGAUGAUGUAAAAAGUGUUCUCAGUACAAGCAAUGCUUCGCUAGAGAUCUUCACCACUCGACCGACUACUAUUCAAGCUCUCCAAGCGAUUGUGGCUGUACGCCAGCUCAGCAGGACUUGCCAAGAUUAUGCAGCUCAGUUUCCGAAUGAUGCAAUUCGAUUACUGUUCGCAGGUGAUUUCAAUAGUACCCCGGAUGGCCCGGUGUACGAACUUCUUAGCACAGGAGCUUUAUCAAAAAGUUCGAGCUGCUGGAAGUUGGAUGAAGAUAUAAUGGCUGAUGAUCUGGUGCUCCUUCCAUCCGGUAAUGGCUUGGUGAAUCAGACUGGAACAGGGCUGACAAAUUAUACACGGUUCAAGAGCGAUGAUGGAGAGGAGCGAGGAUUUGCUGGAUGUCUGGACUACAUUUGGACCGAUAGAACGGUGAAGUUGCACCGAAUGGCGCCAAGGCCUUCUCUUGAACUGCUCACCAAGUACGGAGCAAUUCCGUCAAAGAUUGCACCAAGUGAUCAUGUGCCACUUAUAUGUGAAUUAGAUUUUGAAAAAUGA
This is a messenger RNA of Ostertagia ostertagi, 1602 nucleotides long. Lineage: Eukaryota; Metazoa; Nematoda; Chromadorea; Rhabditida; Trichostrongylidae. The record is from the annotation of a GenBank genome assembly.